CUAUAAAGGAAGAGAAUGACAUCAAGGAAAAUCAUUGGCCUAGGAGAAAAGAGCCCGUAGGCGUUUAGGUGCUAUAUAUGUGGAGCCAGAAAGCUCUGGAGCAUCAGGGAGACUCCAGCUUAAGGCAACAAUGGUUCUUUUUAGGAAGAUCUUCAUCUUGCAACUGGUAGGGCUCGUGCUAACCUACAAUUUUACUGACUGUGAUUUUAAGAAGAUUAAAGAGAGCUACCGGAACAUCAUUUAUCAAGAACUGAAUAACUAUACAAAAGGGACGAAAGCCAUCGACUUUGACCAUUUCGUCUACUGUGAAGACCAGCCCGACUGCCUCCGCAAAAUCCAGAGCCUGACCUUCGAGCGCCGCCCUGGCUGCGCCGCGCCCGCCCGCGAGGCCUUCGCCGUGAGAACCCACGCCGCGCUCGCCGCCGCCUGCCCGGGCUACCGCGGGGCGCAGAUAAAUAAUACCCAGACAAUGAGGAAAAUAAGGAAAAGACAAAUCAAAACAAAUGAGUGCCUGGAACAAGUCACAUACUUGAAAGAACUGUGGCAGCGUCUCAGUCGCAUUUCAUAAAAACAAAAUAAACCUUCAAUAAAGUCACAUUUCACAGCAAGAAAGCAAAUCAUUUUUAUUAGGUAGAUGGAAUGUUAACUCUAACUGUGGCAUUUAAGAGACCACCAAUGUUUUCUUUGUUUGUUUUAAUUUCAGAGGGUUUCUUAGCUUAUUUUUGUAAGUAUCUGUUGUUUAAUGUAAGUGUAUAAUGUGGGGAAAGUAUUAGCCCUCAAAUGUCACGGGAGGCUUUUUUUUUUUAAGCAUUAAUGCCUGAGCUACUGGCUUUGUGGCAGUAAUUCUCAGCUGGAGCUAUAUAAACCCUACUCAAGGAAAGAAUCUAAAAGUAGAGUGGAAGGAGAAUUUUUCUCUUGGGAGAUAAAAAUGUUGAACUUGAUAGCAUGUAAACCUCUGUUUAAAAGGCAAACAUUCACAAAGGAAAUGAAAACAAAAGGAGUGCUCAAAGUUGUACCCAUAAUGAAGCAACAUGAAAUAAUUUCCAAGCAAAGUGUUGUGAAAAUAUUCUAAGCCAAAUUAAAAAAAUUAUCUAACAGACAAGAGUGGAAUAUGCCUAUCCUGAAGAAGUGCCUUUGUUAGAGCUAAAAUAUAUUUUGAAAUUUAUGGAAUAUAUCUUUAAUUUAUUUUGUAAGCAGUUUUUAAAAUGUACAUAUUGCUUUGUUAUCAACACUAUUUUUUCUUAAUAAAAAAUUCUCAAAUUCGU
Messenger RNA from Bubalus bubalis (water buffalo), 1265 nucleotides. RefSeq names its product thymic stromal lymphopoietin (gene TSLP). Gene Ontology annotation, molecular function: cytokine activity. The transcript has 5 exons. The record is from RefSeq and is a predicted model, not a curated record. NCBI's taxonomy places the organism in Eukaryota, Metazoa, Chordata, Mammalia, Artiodactyla, Bovidae. The coding region runs from base 131 to 568 and encodes 145 amino acids.